Messenger RNA from Cyprinodon variegatus (sheepshead minnow), 6732 nucleotides. RefSeq names its product muscleblind like splicing regulator 1 (gene mbnl1). Gene Ontology annotation, molecular function: metal ion binding. NCBI's taxonomy places the organism in Eukaryota, Metazoa, Chordata, Actinopteri, Cyprinodontiformes, Cyprinodontidae. The transcript is spliced from 11 exons. The coding region runs from base 1001 to 2197 and encodes 398 amino acids. The record is from RefSeq and is a predicted model, not a curated record.
AGAGAGAGAGGGUAGAGAAGAGGAGAGACUGAGAGAGCGAAACCCAUAAUGCACUGCAUGCUGCAGGGCUAAAGUCGUGCAGAUUCAUCAGUUCCUGUUUGAGGGGUUGUGUGCUUGUGUGGAAGCGUGCACACACCCAUAUGGCCAGGGCGAGCGCAGAAGAAUCACACACAGAGAGGCAAGCAGAGAGAAGUGCCUUCAUGUGCUGACCCGCAUGUGUGUUUGGCUCGUCUGAAGCCGCCUGUGCCUGCCCAAGUUUGUUGGGUCUGCCGGGUCGCACCAAGAGCACCAGGUCUGCCAUGACUGCCAUGACUGCCAGCCCCAUCCGCUAAGGCCGUCCGUCUGUGUGCAGCUGACGCCUCCUGCCUCUCCUCCCUCUGUCCUGCUCAUUCUACCAUCCAUGCUUCUCAAGCUUCCUCUGUGGAGGCCAGACACUUCCCCUUCCUCAGCAGACAGAUAUUGAAGACAACCAGCUUUUAUCGGCUUCUGAGGACUGAACAAUUUUUUUUUACUGCUGUCCUCCAUGCCAGCCUUUCUCUCCUGCAGCUUUCUUCCUUCUGCUGGCCCUGCGUUCUUUCAUCAUGGGCCAAGCUUGAUCGAUAAUGUGUUUGGCUGUUCAUCUCAUCUGACGGUUCAACUGACAAGCGAGUAAAUUGAGAGAACUGGUAUUCUGUGUGUGUGCGUUAAGAAAGAGGUUACAAGACAAAGCUCUCUGGUCAGCAGCAUAGAUCCUGGUUGGCAGGCUCUGAAUGACUCCUGUUUAACCCACAAACAUACUCCUGGGAUGGACUGCAGAUGUUAGGAGAGCCCAAGGCCUAACAGACAUCUUUCAGAUCACAACCUUGAAGAACAGCCCUGAAAACCGGGCUUUGUUUCCCAUGUCCUCAACCUAUCCUUUCUCAUUAUUUGUCCCAGUUUUAUUAGGAACUUACAGCCCUACAUACAGUUCUUUUUGCUUGAUAGCUGAUCUCCCAAAAAGACCCCUCUUGCCUAGUUUGAAAUGGCAGUGAAUGUGACGCCGAUCCGGGACACAAAGUGGCUGACACUGGAGGUUUGUCGAGAAUUCCAGAGAGGAACAUGUUCGCGACCGGACAAUGAAUGCAAGUUCGCCCACCCUGCCAAGAGCUGUCAAGUGGAAAACGGCAGAGUCAUUGCUUGUUUUGACUCACUCAAGGGACGCUGUUCUAGAGAGAAUUGCAAGUACCUGCACCCACCUGCCCACCUAAAGACACAGCUGGAGAUCAAUGGAAGGAACAACCUCAUCCAGCAGAAAAACAUGGCCAUGUUGGCGCAACAGAUGCAGCUCGCUAAUGUCAUGAUUCCAGGAGCCCAGCUACAACCAGUACCCAUGUUUUCAGUCACGCCCAGCCUUGCAACGAAUGCCAAUGCUGCUGCAGCAGCAGCCGCUGCAUUUAACCCUUACCUUGGCCCUGUGUCACCAAGCUUGAUGCCCGCUGACAUCUUGCCAAGUGCACCUGUACUGGUCACCAGCAACCCCAGCAUCCCAGUACCUGCCGCUGCUGCCGCCGCUGCUGCGCAGAAGCUUAUGAGGACAGACAGACUGGAGGUAUGCCGGGAAUACCAGCGAGGUAACUGUACACGAGGGGAGAACGACUGCCGCUUUGCACAUCCGGCAGAUAGUACUAUGAUUGACACCAAUGACAACACAGUCACCGUGUGCAUGGACUACAUAAAGGGCCGCUGCACGAGGGAGAAGUGCAAGUACUUUCACCCUCCAGCUCACCUGCAGGCCAAAAUUAAAGCCGCUCAACAUCAAGUCAACCAGGCUGCAGCGGCUGCAGCCUUGACUCAGUCGCCUGUCAAAUCACUGAAGCGGCCCCUCGAUGCAACUUUUGAUCUGGGGCUCCCUCCUGUCUUGCCUCCUUUACCAAAGAGACCUGCACUUGAAAAAGCCAACGGUGCCAACACUAUGUUCAAUGCUGGCGUUUUCCAGUAUCAACAGGCCCUGGCCAACAUGCAGUUUCAGCAGCAGGCUGCCUUCAUACCGUCAGGCUCGAUAUUGUGCAUGACACCUGCAACAAGUGUUGUACCCAUGAUGCACGGUGCUUCUUCAGCCACUGUGUCUGCAGCCGCCACAUCUGCCACAAGUGUUCCCUUUGCAACAGCAACAGCCAAUCAGAUUCCAAUAAUAUCUGCAGAUCAUCUGAAUAGUCACAAGUAUGUGACCCAGAUGUAGGAGUCUCAGUCAUACAAUGGAUCUGGAGAUGGAGUGAGCUGGUCUGAAGUCUAAGAUUAAAGGUGAACCUUCAUACAACAAGAGCUGGAUUGGUUUGGAGUAAAUCUGCAUGUCAACAUAGAAGGAACAGUUUAUUAGAAAGGUUCUCAUGUGAAGUUCACCACGGUCACACAACAACUGAUAAAAGAGCAUCAUUUGCAUUUAAAUGCGUGCCUCAUGUUUGCAGAGGCAACUAACCUUUAUUCACCAGACACAUUUUGAAUGUCAACAUAAGGUUAACUUGUGGAGGUGUCAUCAGGACUGAAUAGGUACAUCCGCUGACCAAGAAUAAAGACUUAUGUUAUCUGUUUAUUCAUUGAUUGUUGGUCUCUGAAUUCUAAUGUGUUCAUUUGUUUACACCGAGGUGCACCUUGCAUUUAAUUUAAGGUAAAGGAACAGAUAAUCUGACUGAACCACAUAUGCAUGCAUAAUGUUAUUUUUUUCUGGCUCUAUUUUUCCAGCUGUUAUGAGGAAAUUUACCCAAGAAAAGUCAGAGUUAGAGGCUAAAAGACAACUGAAUGUCUGUGAGAUGUCUUUUAAACCUUUGUAACUUACUUUUUUGUCUCUUAAGCACAUGUCUUUUAUCCCACAGGGAUCCCUGUAAAGUGCCAUACAUCUCAAAAUAAUUAGAAGCUGUAUUCGUGCAGUGUUACAAAAAAUUUUAACUUAACAAUUCCCUUUAAAACAUGCAUACAUGUUUAGAUUGUUUCGGGACAGCAUGUCAUAAUCAUUUCAUAUGAUUUCUAUAUAACACUCCAGAUUAUUUGAUUCAGUUACUUAAAUAUUCUACUGAUUGAAAAAUUUUUUUUUACUAUAUUAUUUUAUAGCUGGCUUAUGUCAGAUGUUUAUAGAUACAACAGUUGUAUCUACAGAGAUCUAUUUGUCUGUGCCAAUAUGGGUAGGGUGUUGUCAAAAUAUUCAUACUCCGUUUCACAUUUUGUCAAACUACAAUCAGAAAAAACACAUUUUGCUUUAAUCAGAGCUGCAACUUAUUUGUUGUAUGUCUCUGUAUCAUCUUUGCAUACAUAGAGACUGUAACCUUAGCCUAUUCUUUGUUAACCCUUAUAAGUGUGCUGUAGCAAUUUAAGUUAAAUGUAGGUGUACAGUAAGGCAAAACUCUCCCUUAAUUGAAGGUCUGUUGUAGCAUCUAACAGGGUUUCUUACGGUUUACUUUAUUAUUUUACUUACAGUUUACUUCAAUAUUUGAUAUAAACUCUAGCCAGGUUUUCUCUUCUGCUGAAAAAUCCCCCCCAUGCCAAGCAUGCUUGUUUUCAGCCAAACUCCAUGUUUUGCCCUGCAGGUGGGUUUUAAAAACAAUAGGAUUUCAUUUAAGGAGAUCAGAGCAAUCAAGACUAAAUAUACACUUCAGAUUUUUAGUUUUCAAAAUUUAAGACAUACUUUAGGGUUAUUGAACAUUACACUCAUGUGUUACUCUACGUUGGUGUGUCAUAAGAAAAUUCCGGGAAUAUAUAUUUUUAAGUUUGUGAUUUACAAGUGACAAAAUUAAAUAAUGCAAGGUAUUGAUACUUUUUCAACACAGUUUAAGUUGCAUGUGGGUUUGAAUGAGAGACCAAAGACUCUCUCUUUGAUAAAAAUAUCACUGAUAGAAUGAUAGAAAUAAAUGAAAUAACUGCUGUAAGGCCAAACAGAAAAUCUGUAAAGCAAUUUCUGAUGAAUGUGUACUUGAUCAAAUAACUUGAUUUGUUUUUCUUGUAUAUGGUAAUGCAGAAACUAAGGCAGGUUUUCAAAGAAAAGUAAUAGUGGUGAGUGUUUGUAUAUAUCGUCUGACAUAUUUAAGAGUGUUUGUUUGAUACCCGAAAAACCAUUUUUCAGAUAGUCACCCAAAGUCUUUUUGUGUCAGUGUUAAUACGUGUUGAUUAUGAGUAGACUAGAGGGAGUGUCUUUUAAAGGAUGUCCAGCUCAAAGAAGGUUUGGAUCUUUAGAGUAGAUCUAACUACUUGUUUGUCCAUUUUUUAUUUUCUUUUUCUAUGUUUUUAAGUGAUUUGUGUUGGCAUAUUUAAUUGUUGGAUAGGUCAGGUUUAACAAGUGUCAGAAUAUUCAAACUGAUUGUAUUACUCAUCCAAAGCCUUAGAAUGUACCAUUGGGUCAGCACAAUGCAACAUGCCAUUUUAAACCAUGCAGCUGCCUAAUUCACGCCAUAUUACAACACACACAAGGCACUAAGUGAUUGUCACUUGUGAUUCUUGCAUGUGUUUUCUUAACUCUUUCUUUUUUCUUAGGAAAGGAGUGUUUUUCUUUUGUUUUUUAUACUUAGAUAUUAGUUCCUAUUUUUAGUUUUGCUGAUGAUAUUUAUCUUUAUAAUAAUGACUAUAUUAGGGACAUUGUGUGUGUGUGUUUGUUUGUGUGUCCUCCAUUCAGAGUUUCCUGAGAUUCCAUGUAAUGUUACACUUAGUAUGAUAAUGAUUGUAAGCUUGAUAUUUUCUACGUUAUGCAUAUUGUUGAACUGUAUGCAUUUGAUUCAUUUCUCUAGUUGUUCUGUGUUCUUUGAGCAAAGAUGUUUUAUAUGACUAACAGUGUUGAAAGAACAGAAACGGACAGGCUGAGUUGUCACUGUGACAACAACAGUCAAUAACUGACUAAUAUUUUAACAACUGUUAGAUUUUUAACUAGUCUUAUAAUUUAAAAAUAUUAUCUAAAAGUCUAGUUGAUGUUUAGAGAAAAUUUUAUUUUCUACUUUAUCCAUUUCGAAUAGUAACUAUUGUUUUAUUAUUUCUACUCUCCCUGGAAAUUGGGCCAUGUUGGAAAACAAGCUGCAUAUUAAAUCACUUUUACAGGCAUUGUUGGCAUGGUGAAGGUAAACAUGGCGAGCGAGGGAACUGAAUCCACUGUACUAGCCUUUAACUUUGCCAGCUGCAAACAACAAGGGUUAAGGGUGGGGAAUACUAUGGCGAUAAAGGUAAUAAAUGUUGACUUUUUUGCACUUCUGUACAUAGUCAAAAAAGAGAGAAUCAUGUAUAUUGAGAUCUUAUUUUGAAUAAAAAAUAUGUCUGAUGACAGGGAAUUUUGCUAGCACAACAAAAAAAAAAAAUAUUUCGAAAGGCUGAACAAACAUUGCUUGCAUUUAAAGGGGGCUGAGUUCUCACUCUCCUACCCCUUUCAGAAUAAAAGGCCAAGUGUUGCUCUUCUUUUUUGUCAGCAGCUUGUAGUUUGCCUGGUAACCUUCUGGAAGGUGGGCCUCCACAGCCCUCCUGCAGCGCAAGAGCCUGACUGGGUUUGUCUGGUUUCAUUAAGCUGCCUGCACUGACAGGUCUGCACCAUGACUACGCCCAGCCAGGCCCCACCUACCACAUGUCCUGUUUAUUUACCUAACUCAAAGUGGAAUGCAUGUCAAAGGAAAAAACAUAUACUGUUACAAAAUCUUCUCAACACAGUAAUAUUGAAUAAGAAAUCAUUUACAUAGAAAGAUGUAUUUACAGUAUACAAUAUUCUAUCAAUGUAAUGGAGUAAAAUAUAUAUGAAAUAAAAAAUAGAAUAGUGGUUUAUAAAAAAAAAAAAAAAAGAUUCCAGAGACUAUACUUACUAAGGUGUUACCACUUGGAGAAAUAAAAUACAUGCAACACAAACACAAUAGCUAUUAAGUAUUUACUUUAUGUUUAUGUAAGCUGUGCUUGUAGAAGAGGAAAAAGAUAAAACAGAAAUAUCAGUGCAACAUUGAAUAGUAUCUUGAAGAAAUCCCAAAUUAUGAGCAAUCUUCCCUCUAAAUGUUCAAUGUGUCUGGGCAUAUGUACAUACUCAUUUCCUUGAGUACACUGAAGACCACUGUGAGCAAUAUUAGAUCUGCAUGCUGUGGUCACACACCAGCAUUAGAGCUGUUAUAAACCAGGAUCAAGUUACAUGGCUUAUUAGAAGAAUUAGAUGACAGAAGCUAUUUCCAUUAGUUACUUUUAAUAUAAGUGAUCAGGGCCAUUUCAAAUAAAAAACCUAAAUUUGGUUCAUUAGACGUGAAGCAUGUUUUGCUGUAUGUAAGAGUCCUGCUUUCCCAGGAUGGAAGAAAUGAGACGUUGACAACUUUUGUUCACGUUGAGACAUCACCAUUUUCCUCCAUGAAACGUGUGCUGUAACUUGUGAUACAGUGAAUGAACAUUUCUGGUACUCUUCUCGGUGAAAUAUUUAACUACAGAUUGGAUGACAAAAUAAUAUGUGUCUCAUUUGUUUUUCAAUUUUAAACCAACAAAGAAAAUAAUUUAUUUAUUUAUUUUUUUUAACUUGGCUUCAUAAAAAAUAAAAAAAACGAAAGAACAAUUCAUUUUUAAUUCGCUCCUACAUUCAAUAUGAAAAAAGACGUCUAGCUUAUGCAUUUGUUUUUUAAACCUUCUGUAUGCUCUGAUUAAUGAUGAAGAAGAUAGGUGAAUCCCAAAGGCUUUUUUGGACUUAUACCUCUGGCAAUCUAUAAUUAACCGUUUUAGUUCCUUAUGAAUUCUAAGACUUUUAAACUUAAAUAUACACUGCUGGAAAAAUAAAGGGAACACGUAAAA